AUGCCGGGUUCGAUGAGCAAGCUAGGUGGACUGGCAGUCGGUCUGUUAGCGCCGGCCAGAUCCGGAGCUCUGUCCAACCAGAUCAGAGGAGUUGUACACAGAAGUGUCCUGAGACUGCCACCGGAUCACCCAGAUCCAUGGGAUUACAAACACAAAGGUUUCAACUAUAUUGAUGGUUUGAAAGAUGACACUCAAGCACACCUUCAUCAAAAUUCGAAAUUGAUUGUUAUCGAAGGAAAUAUCGGAUCCGGAAAGACGACUUUGGCGAAGCAGCUUGCUGACCAAUUGGGCUUUGUUCAUUUCCCCGAGUUCCGAAUGGAUGAUAUUCUUAUCGACAGAUACGGAAACGAUCUUCGUAACUAUUACAGCAAGUUCCCAGCUAGAUAUCGUCUCCCAGAUAUCUCCAUGUUCUACAAAAACCCAAGCGGAGAGCUCUCGGCUGCCAUGCAAGACCGUAUUUUCAACUGUCGCUUCGAUCAGUAUCUCAAUGCAUUGGCUCACAUCCUCAACACUGGACAAGGAGUUGUUCUUGAGCGCACGCCACAUUCUGACUUCGUCUUCGCUAAUGCAAUGAGAGAUAAGAACUAUAUUGGUCAUGAAUAUUUCAAGCAUUACUACUUUGUUCGCAAAAACGCUCUUCCUCAAUUGCAUUUCUGGCCACAUUUGGUUGUUUAUUUGAACACCCCAACAAGCAAAUGUUUGGAGAAUAUCAAACGACGAGGAAAUACCGAUGAAAUUGCUACCGUCGAUGAGCGUUACUUGAAAACUAUCGAAGAGUCUUACAAAGAUUCUCUCCGCGAGUACCGCAAUCACUCAAAGAUUCUUGCGUACGAUUGGACGAAACCAGGAGAUACUGACGCUGUUGUCGAGGAUAUUGAGCGAUUGGACCUCGACUUCUUCGAGUGGCAUAGUGGAGAUGUUAUGGAAGAAUGGAACACAAUUGUUGACUCCAUCGGAUGGAAUGGAUGGAGACAAUAUGUAACGAACAAGUAUGAUGCUCGUAUGCUUGCAUUCGACGGAAUUCCGAAACACGAAGUUGGAGAGCUCUACACGAAUCCGAGAGACACUGGUCAUUUCCUUCAUGUCAUGCGCAAAGAAGUUCUGAAAUCGCCAUAUGGCUACGGCUACAUUGCUAAAAACGGUGAUCAUCAAGCCGGAACCACUGCCUGGCACACCGGACAUAAUCUUCCAGAACCAUGGUAUGAGUAUUACUUCCGAGAGGCAUACUACGACGAUUUGACAUCACAUGAAACGUCUUUGGAUUUGGACUCGGAUUCAUAUGAUCCGGAUUAUGUGCACCACCAUCACUAA
Messenger RNA from Caenorhabditis briggsae, 1311 nucleotides. It is a transcript of the gene Cbr-nuo-4, whose product is annotated as Protein CBR-NUO-4. Gene Ontology annotation, biological process: mitochondrial electron transport, NADH to ubiquinone. The record is from RefSeq and is a predicted model, not a curated record. NCBI's taxonomy places the organism in Eukaryota, Metazoa, Nematoda, Chromadorea, Rhabditida, Rhabditidae. The transcript is spliced from 7 exons. Bases 1 to 1311 code for a protein of 436 amino acids. Gene Ontology annotation, cellular component: cytoplasm.